This is a messenger RNA of Effrenium voratum, 426 nucleotides long. NCBI's taxonomy places the organism in Eukaryota, Dinophyceae, Suessiales, Symbiodiniaceae. The record is from the annotation of a GenBank genome assembly.
AUGAGACUCAUCCAAGUUCUUGUGCUUGGCUGGGCGAUGCUCAUCGCAGCAGAGGAGUGUGAGGUCAAGGGCGCGUCCCUGAUCCAAGAUCGCACUGCCAGCAAGAGGCAGCCGCUGCCGCCGCCCAACCAGGGAGGUCCCGACUCGCCCCUCUUCGUGUCGGAGACGGAGACCACGACAACGGAACACGCGGCCAGCACGGCGGCCAGUACCACUGGCGGCCCUACGCCCGGCACUCUCAGCACCACGGCCUUCACUACUACCACAGCCAGCACCACCACGAGCUCCAAGGAGAAGUCCAGCUGCAGUGCGCUGUCGCCUUUCCUGGCACUCUCGGCGGCUCGGGACGUUGUUGCGCAAACUCCCUGGCUGCACAACUUUCUUCAGCAGCCAAACUCUAGACCCUGGUCCACUUGGCGAAGCUAA